AUGGCGAAGGGCCGCGUACCCCGCGCGCCGGAGCCGCCCGGGCAGCCGCAGCAGGAACGACGGGCCGAGGCGGCGGCUCAGCUUGGACGCAGCCGACUAAUCAAGACAAGUCCAGAUCUGUCUGAGUCCUGCACAUGGUUCCCCGAGUCCUAUGUGAUUUAUCCAACUAAUCUCAAGACCCCAGUUGCUCCAGCACAGAAUGGAAUCCAGCCACCGAUCAAUAACUCAAGGACAGAUGAAAGAGAAUUCUUCCUGGCCUCUUACAACAGGAAGAAAGAGGAUGGGGAAGGCAAUGUUUGGAUUGCAAAGUCAUCAGCUGGUGCCAAAGGUGAAGGCAUCCUCAUCUCCUCGGAGGCAUCAGAGCUUCUGGAUUUCAUAGACAACCAGGGUCAAGUGCAUGUGAUCCAGAAAUACCUUGAGCACCCUUUGCUUCUAGAGCCCGGUCACCGCAAGUUUGACAUUCGAAGCUGGGUCUUGGUUGACCAUCAGUAUAAUAUCUACCUCUAUAGAGAGGGUGUGCUUCGAACUGCUUCAGAACCAUAUCAUGUUGAUAAUUUCCAAGACAAGACCUGCCAUUUGACCAAUCACUGCAUUCAAAAAGAGUAUUCGAAGAACUAUGGGAAAUAUGAAGAAGGGAAUGAAAUGUUCUUUGAGGAGUUCAAUCAGUACCUAACAAGUGCUUUGAAUAUUACCUUGGAAAAUAGUAUCUUACUACAAAUCAAACAUAUAAUAAGGUAA
Messenger RNA from Castor canadensis (American beaver), 738 nucleotides. The record is from RefSeq and is a predicted model, not a curated record. Lineage: Eukaryota; Metazoa; Chordata; Mammalia; Rodentia; Castoridae.